Suillus subaureus is the source of this 1841-nucleotide messenger RNA. RefSeq names its product kinase-like domain-containing protein. Gene Ontology annotation, biological process: protein phosphorylation. Gene Ontology annotation, molecular function: protein binding; protein kinase activity; ATP binding. The transcript has 9 exons. The record is from RefSeq and is a predicted model, not a curated record. Bases 238 to 1719 code for a protein of 493 amino acids. Lineage: Eukaryota; Fungi; Basidiomycota; Agaricomycetes; Boletales; Suillaceae.
AAACUCGUGGCUGGUCCAUUCAAGUGUAUUAACAGGGUGGGCGCGGUUCGGUUAUCGCAAGACUCGAAGAAGCUCGCAGUCAAAUCGUGUCGGGGGAAAUACCUUGAAGUAUGGGACAUCCAAUCACAGAAAUUGGAUGUCAAAGCGGGGAAUUUUCAUACAGUACAGGAGACAUCAUACGCGCCAAUAUUCUGGACUACCAACGAUAAAACCAUCGUAGCUGUGUUCAGCUUUACUAUGGAUGACUCCGAGUCCGUGGCAAAGAUGAUCUAUGAGUUCGACGCAUCUACGCUGGAGACUGUUGGAGUCCCCUUUGAAGGACACACAAAAAUCAUCUACGGUCUAGCACUUUCCUUCGAUUGUGCUCUCCUUGCUAGUGCUUCCUAUGACGAUACUAUCAGACUCUGGGCCUUCGAGUCUCGCCAGCUCCUCGCCUCAUUCGACGUUCAAUCUCCCUACUCCAUCAUCCUCUCACCCGACUCGCGCCAACUAGCUUACACAGCACUAAACAACACCAAUAUCUACUUGUGCAACACUCCUCCUGACAUCCGCACUAGCAUUCAGCUUCCACCCCAAGUACAUAAAACCAGUGCUCCUACAAAUCAACUGUUCACUGAUCUAGCACUUAACUCUGAGGCAACAGCUCAACCUGUUGCGGUGUAUCAUAACCCACAGAUAGACCCACUAUCACCACAGUGUGAACCUUCUCCUACAAUAGGACCGCAGCAUUUACCCCCCAACCCCUGCGAGCUCCUUCCCUCGACUUCCAACACCGUCGUAGUCCUUCCCAUUCGUAAUGAUGACCCUAGUGAUCUCGCUGAAACAAUAUUCCAAGACCUCUCAAUAUAUAUCACAAAGGACGGAGAGUAUCCUGUCGCUCGUGGCGGGUUCGGGGAAGUCUGGAAAUGUACUUAUCACAUUGAUCGCGGAUCGGUCAAGGUCGCGGUGAAAGCAUUGCAAGUUUAUGCUGCCGAUCAACUUGGUGCAGCGAAGACGAAAAAGAUCAAAAGAAUAAAGCGUGAACUCAGGAUAUGCGCCAGUCUCAAGCAUCCAAAUAUUUUACCCGUUUAUGGUUAUACGUAUGGCUUCGGCCCAUUCCUAGCGAUAGUCAGUCCUUGGGCGGAGAAUGGUAACCUGUCGGAGUAUCUGGGGCUUGGGGGCGCGGCUCUUACUCUCGUUGGAAGAUUCCAGAUCCUCAGGGAUAUCAUAGCUGGUCUGCGAUAUCUCCAUGCCAACAGAGUAAUUCAUGGUGACUUAAAUGGGCCUAAUGUGCUCGUCAAUGGUGAUGGCACUGCCUGUGUUGCUGACUUCGGUCUUUCCUUGAUGUAUUCGGAGGUCAUAAGCGCCUCUCGGGCUUCCUGGACUUCCACCCUCAAGGGCAAUGUACGAUGGAUGGCUCCUGAGCUACUUGGAGCAGAUAUGGAGGAUGGAUCUCCAGGACGGCCGAGCGAGCAGAGCGACAUCUUUUCAUUCGGCGGUAUUAUGUUGCAGGUCCUCACCAAUAAGACACCCUAUUAUUACCUUCGGAAUGAUGCUGCCAUCAUCUGGGCUAUGCAGAGGUUGGAAAAGCCUUCCCGGUCUCGUUAUCUUGUGCUCCCUGAAAAAUACUGGGAGUUUAUCGAACGAUGCUGGUCUAUUGAUCCUCGGAACCGUCCAUCGACAAAGAGAGCUGAUGCAGUGAUCAGGAAUGAAUUCGAUUUGCUUUCCAACUCUGGUUAAUUCUAGAAUACCUUGCAUAUAACAUUCUUGUGGACAGUACAACCAGAUAGACAGCAUGAGACAUGAUAUGCCAUUACAUGUAGACUCCCCUGACUAUACACACAGUGAAAGACUUACCUUUA